This is a messenger RNA of Hydractinia symbiolongicarpus, 4977 nucleotides long. Its product is annotated as zinc finger MIZ domain-containing protein 1-like. The transcript is spliced from 17 exons. The coding region runs from base 81 to 3446 and encodes 1121 amino acids. The record is from RefSeq and is a predicted model, not a curated record. NCBI's taxonomy places the organism in Eukaryota, Metazoa, Cnidaria, Hydrozoa, Anthoathecata, Hydractiniidae. Gene Ontology annotation, biological process: regulation of transcription by RNA polymerase II; protein sumoylation. Gene Ontology annotation, molecular function: SUMO ligase activity; zinc ion binding.
CCUCAUGUUUUUUUUUAUUUGUAUUUAGAAAAAAAACAACAAAAAUUAAAAUAAUUGUAAUAACAUAAUGAUAGUGAAAAAUGGGCGAUUUUAAUGGAACUAUGGGCGAUUUUGGUGGCUUUGUGUCCGAUAAUUUUGUUGGUGGCGGAGGUGGUAACUUUAAUGGUCUGAAUCCACCGCAAAUCCCUCCAGGUCCACAGCUGCAACAACAGCAAAUGGCGGAAAAUAUUCAACUUAGCAUGGAACAGCAUAUACAGCAAACGAACGAUAGGUUGAAAUGUAUACAAAGAGACCUGAGUUCGAUGCAAACAUUUCAAGGUGCUGCACGUGAACUACUAGAGUGGUGCGGGGAUGCUCGUGCAUUUCAACCGGCUUACGAACAAAAUUUGAUGCAUUGCUUAACGAUUGUCAGUAAAGUUGCACCGUUGCAAGGUUAUGAUAUUGACUUAGGUUACCGCUUACUGGCAGUGUGUGCCGCCCACCGCGAAAAACUUUCCAGGAAAUCUUCAGCAAUGCUUUCGUCAUGGUGUGAAGAGUUGGGAAGGUUGCUAUUGCUACGUCAUCAGAGAAAAGCCGACGUUAAACCGUUUGCAAACAACCCGAUAAAAAACAUGGCUGCUCCAAUGCCGCAUGGUGACAGCACGAUAGCCUGGCAACCCAAUAACCCACAGCAAACAAAUGUGUCAGUAUCCGUCUCAUCUGUUUGGGGAGUAUCUUCGUCGCCAUCAGUAGUCAAUCCAAUGAUGCCGAUGCAAGGAGGCGGCGGAUUAACGCAAGGUGGCGCACCGCAAUACGAUCAGUCAAUGCAAAAUGUCCCAAUGAAGUUUCCCAAUCAAGGUUUCAAUCCAUCCAAUGGAGGAAUGCGCGGAAAUGAGAUGCCAAACAUUCAAAACAUGAACACGAUGAACAACGUGAAUACGAACAUGUUUCAACGCCAGAAUAGUAACAUGAACUUCAACCAAGGCGCAAACACUCCGACCAACCAACAGAAUAAUUUUCAACAAUUUCAACAAGGGCAGAAUCCUAAUAAUCAGUCUGGUCCAUUUCCUGCUGCUGCGGCAGCUGCCGCUGCAGUGGCGGCAGCAGCAGCUACGGCUACAGCGACGGCCACUGCCACAGCCACGUUGCACAUGCAGGGUGAAGAACAAAUGACGAACAAUGGAGAAUUCAUGGACAACCAACCGUAUCAAGUGCAAGGUCAAACGCAAUUUCAUGCUAGAGGUGGGAUGAAUCCAAUGAACACCCGUGCCAUGUUUAACAAAGCAGUGGGUUACAACAUGGGUGGGCCUAACAACAUGUGUGGUGGUUAUAUGGGCCAACGAAAUAUGUACAUGGGUCAGCAGGGAAUGGGUGGUGGUAUGCCUUCUACAAUGGCUGCUGCACAAAGAAAUAUGAUGCGCUACACAGGACCACCUAUAAAACGAUCAGCAUCAAUGAUGGGUUACAACCAACAAAUGAUGGGUGGAAGCCCGAUGACGCCCGAACCACCCGGUGGACAGUUUAGUCCGUUUGGCCACGGCGGAAUCGGGAAAGGCGGUCCCUUUUCACCAGUUUACAAUGGUCCCAACCAAUUCGGCCCGAACAUGGGAGGAAUGGGAAUGACUGGCUCGAUGACUGGAAAUAUCGGUAUGCCUCCUCAAUACAACCAAAUGAAUAAUAUGAACAAUACCAUGGGUAACAUGAUGGGUCAGCCAGGUAACAUCCAACCAAUGACUACCCAAAGAAGGCCCAGCACGUUACAGUACCAACCGCAACCCUCUGCUGUGCAUCCUCCACAAUCGCCGAAUACUCCGGCAAAUAACAAUCGCUAUGGUAUGUCUAUAGACACGCCAACACCCGGGAGCAUGGCAGAUGUUAAACCUCAAAUAGCAGGUCCGCCACAACCGAUGAAAAACAUAGUACCGUCUCCGGUCCCUCCAGCCGACAUCAAGCCUAUAAUAAAAACUGACAAGGAUUGUCUCCGUUUAACCUUUAACGUAGCUAAUGGCAUCGUGCUGCAACCGUUCAGGCUUCAGCAUAAUCUGGCUGUCAGUAACCAUGCUUUCUUCUUAAAACCGCAAAUUCAUCAAACACUUAUGAGCAGACCUGAUUUGGAGCUUCAGUUUAAGUGCUACCAUCACGAAGACAAAUCUGUGACAACUAACUGGCCCAACUCCGUGAGUGUCAGCGUCAACAAUACACCGUUAAAUCUCGAAAGAGGAGACAGCAAAACUUCGCACAAACCUUUGCUUCUGAAGAACGUGUGCAAACCUGGUCGAAACACCAUCCAAAUCAACGUCCUCGUUUGUUGUUGUUCUCACUUAUUCGUGCUGCAGCUUGUCCACCGACCGUCUGUUAACUCAGUGCUUCAGGGCCUGCUUAAGAAAAGAUUGCUACCAGCCGAACAUUGCAUGAAAAAGAUUAAAUACAACUUCAAAACAUCGGCCGCCAACGGAACUACGGUGUCCAACUCUGUCGAAGAUGGCGUCGAACAAACGGCAAUCAAAGUUUCGUCGAAAUGCCCCAUAACGUAUCGAAGGAUAAACGUGCCAGCUCGUGGACAUGAUUGCAAACACAUACAAUGUUUUGACUUAGAGUCGUAUUUAAAGCUAAAUGUGGAUAAAGGGGCAUGGAAGUGUCCUGUAUGUAGCAAAAACGCUAUACUGGAAGGACUGGAAGUUGAUCAGUACCUUUGGCAGAUUAUAACAACUUUAACGAAAACGGGGCUGGAAGAGGUGACCUUAGAUUCGAGUGCGUCAUGGAAACCUGUCGCUAUAAAACAAGAAAUUAAACAGGAGGAAACGGAAUCUUCGGGCACGUGUUCUGGCGCUCCUCCCGCCAAGCGCAUAAAAUCGGUAGAUAGCGGUGUGGCUUCACCAAUGUCUAUUGGAAAUCCAGCUACACCGGGCUCUUAUAAGCCUCCAACGCCAGUUCAGCCGUGCACGCCUAAUUCUUUACAAGGACCAAAAACUCCACAGCAAUGCCAUUCAGGCGUAUCGUCGUCCACAAACAUGGACCCCAAGUUCGUUGUACCCAGUCCUGUUGCCAUGUCACAACCUCAGCUAGUAAGACAACAAAGUUUACCGGUGAAUGGUUCGAACAACAGACCGGAAAACAACUGCCAUCUGGCUCCUACGGGUGGACCGCCUACGCUGAUGCGUUCUCCUGACGCUCCACCGCCACCUUCGUCAUCAGCUCCACCCACCUCUGUGCAAAAUGAUGUAAGCGUGUCGAAAACAAAUGAUACGAGUGACUGGACAAACGCAGAAUUCAAUUUAGACUCAAUGUUUAGUGCAGCUGAAGCCAGUGAUAUGGGAGAUAACGACGACGGCGAGGAAGGCAGUUUAAACAUUCUUCCAGAUAGUUUGGACGAGAAUGAACUCUUGUCAUACUUAGUAGCUCCCGAUGCAUCAUCUGAAGAUCUGAUAUCAAGUAUGUUCGACAGCAUGAACUCGGCGGGAAAAUAAAGAAAAAACUUAAUAUGUGUAUAUAUAUUCUUAUUUUGAUAUUUUUAAUGUUUUAUUACGUGGAGAACAUAAAUAUAGCUGAUCGUAAUAUAAGCCUUGUAGAAAAAAAUGGCGUGAAACCAGUGUGUUUUUACCGGUACCGAUUAUAAGUUAUAAUUUUUUUAACAAACAGACUGGUUUUUUAGCCUUACGAAGAUGUUGAUAAUAAAAAUAAUAAAAAAACUUCUGGGGAGGGUGGGGUGAACUUUUUUGUUUACUGUUGUUGUUCAUGUAUUUUUACUGCUGGUGUAAACAGUUUUUUUUUUCUUUUACGCUAACAUUUUUCAUUUUUUUUUUAAGCUUUUUUUCAACAAUGAUUAAAAUAUCAGCUACUGUAUAUAAUUCUCUCCUUACAACUAAAACGCCAUUUUUAUACUGCUAUUUUUUUCAUAUUAUAAAAUUUCCAAGAAUCUUCUGCGCUGGCUUCUUUUCUACUACGGACGAAAACACAGGCAAGUAAACAAUCUUAACCGCCAGAUUGUAUAUGCCACGAAUCGGUAUAAGUUUACAAACUUCCUUGAUCGUGGUUUAAAUUCGCUGGUUGUCGAGUUAACCUGUCCAUGGCUGCAUUUCCAUGCAUAAGGUGCAUGUUCUUCAGAAUCGAAAUGUCUUAAAGAAUCUCUAAGAAGCAGUUGAAAGAUGGCGUUUGUAAUUUGUACGUAGAUAAUUUUGGUAUAUUAAAAAAACAUGUAGUUUAAUGCUAUAAACUUUUAACUUUCACGUAAUACGAGAGUGUUUUAUAUGAGAAAAAUAUUUUAACUUAUUAUGUGAAGUGUCUUUUUGUGUGUGUCUUAUACCUGGAACGAUAUCUUUUUUCAGUCUAAUUUCUUUAGUAAAAAGGGUUUUAAUAAUUAAAAUGAAAUAUUUGCAAUUCGUAAAAAUAUUUGGAGUAUUACGAAAGACAACAACUUCAACUCGACACAAACAUUGGUGUAUCUGUAACACAAACUUAGUGUUUAUAUGUAUCAUUGUUCAAUUUUUUAACUUACUUUCAAAAAUGGUGUAUUCGAUGUAUAUAAUACUUAAUGCAUUCUUGUUUUGCCGCCAUAUUAUUUCAUCGCCAUAUUUUAUACGAAAUAGAGACAAACAGACGUGAGCCGAACAGCGGGAAACCACUUUUCUUGUGUCGAAGAUUUAUCUGAUUAAAACCUGUGAAUCGUGAAUUGUUUUUACACCGACAUUGACGGUUUUUUACACCUACAUCGAGUGUUCCCUUUUUUAUGUUAUUUUUUUGGUUUAUACUACACAAAACCUAUGUACUUAUGGGCGGAAAGUUUUUAUUUGUAAAAAGUUUUUAUUUUUUCGGAGUAUCCAUGUUGAAGAUGGAAAGAUACUAUUUAUCUUCAGUUCAACUAGAACAUGUUUUGUGAAGUAAUUUAUUUUUUAUGUUGUUAGAUGUUUAGAUCUCGUAAAAAAUCAACAUUUUUUUUAUCGAUGCUAAUAAUUGAGCUUUCUUAGUUAUUUUUUUGUGAAAUAACAAAUGUAAAAUGUG